AAUCGUUUAUUUUUCCUACUAUAUAUCUAUCAGAACUGGGUUUCAAAAUUUUAAAGUCAGGACUCACUCACCUUCUGCCCUUCGGAAUGGUCGGGAUCCUCCCUUUCUGGCGAUGGGUCCUUCGCCCAUUUCGCCUCCACUACGGUGUGGUGUUCAACGUCGCCCUGCUCUGCCUCCUUGGGCUGGGUGUCCUGGACUACGGGUACUUCUGCCACGGAUGGGACCUGCUCUGGUGGCGCCACCUGCUGAUGCAGGAGGAGAUCACCCCGCUGUCUGUUCUGUUGCAUAUCGGUGGCGUCAAGUUGGUCGUUAUCCUAGGACUCGCUUUGUGGAGUAGCUCCCGCAAGGCGGCAGGAGAGGAUCGGCAGGUGAAUCAGGAGAUGCCCAUCGCAUACGUGCGCAAGCGGUACUGCCGCUUCCUGGUGAUGCGACUGCUGGCAUCCUUGGACAAGCUGAUCCACCAACAUCCCCAAAUGGAAGAUUUCCUGCAAAGGCACACAGCAUUUUGCACGGCAGUGGAGCUCUUUCGCUGGGAUGCCAGAAAGCUCUUCGAGCGGAGUGAUCUGCAGCUCACCCUGCCGCUCCACGAAGUCCUUGCUGUCAAGGAUUGCUGGGAGGAGAACCUCCUCCAAAACGGUUACGGCGAACGCCUGCACAACCUGCGGGAACUGGACAUUCAUCGGAUGGUCUACGACUCAUGAAAGGAAUUCGGGGACGGGAUUCGGUUGCCGACCGCUUUACCAGCUUCCAAACUUUUUAAUUGGGUUUCGGCUGGGCUGUUGUUAAUUUCACUUUGCCAACAUGUUAAUUUUAAUGCAGCACACGCAUGUGAGUGGGGGUCCUGAAGUCCCCAAAGUGCCAGGUUCUCCCCCUGCCCCGAAAAUUUCGCCGGAGUGAAAAAGCAGCUGAGUUUGUGGCAUCCCCGCCGACAGAUUGGCAUUCCUUGGGGGUAAAGUUUCUUCAGAAGUAUACAAUUUGUUUGUUAAAUAAAGUACAAAAUUUAUUUUUAUUUACCGAAACGUUA
Molecule: messenger RNA, 1024 nt
Organism: Drosophila ficusphila
Lineage: Eukaryota; Metazoa; Arthropoda; Insecta; Diptera; Drosophilidae
Exons: 1
Coding region: 87-701 (204 amino acids)
Source: RefSeq, a predicted model, not a curated record